Molecule: messenger RNA, 1523 nt
Organism: Lytechinus variegatus (green sea urchin)
Lineage: Eukaryota; Metazoa; Echinodermata; Echinoidea; Temnopleuroida; Toxopneustidae
Product: putative nuclease HARBI1
Exons: 4
Coding region: 199-1251 (350 amino acids)
Source: RefSeq, a predicted model, not a curated record
UAAAACUCUAACCGGAGUUUUCUCCGGUAAAAAUCUCCGGUUAGAGUGAAAACUCCGGUAAAAAAUAAUUAACCGUAGUUUGUCUGUUGCAUAAAGAAUAACCGGAUUUUUUUCCGGUUACCUCCGGUUCAUUUCCAUAGAAACUCCGGUUAAUUUUACCUUAGCUCUGAAGUUGGUGUUUAGUUAACCAGAGAAUUUAUGAGCACAGAUUUAAAGAUGGCUGCUGUACUGCAUGCUCUGCAAAUCGCUGCACUCAGACGGGAAAGGGUUUUCCGCGAUCGGCACCAUCCGCUCGACGUUUACGAUGAUCAGCAAAUGUUCAAGUUGUAUAGAUUUACAAGGCAGGGAUGUCUGCACAUCAUAGAUAUGAUAAGUGAUAGGCUGGAGCACAGAACGAGGAGGAAUCGUGCACUUUCCCCAUCCCUGCAAGUUUUUUUAAGUCUACGAUAUUACGCGACAGGUAGUGUCAUGGAUGACACACGGUGCAUCCAUGGGGUGCACCUGAGUACAGCAUCGCGAACCAUUCGGAGAGUAACCCUAGCCCUAUGUGAACUGAAAGAUGAGGUUAUCAAGUUCCCUGAAACUCUGGAGAAAGUGAGAGACACCCAAGUUUCCUUUUUUGAGGUUGCAGGAUUUCCGAAUAUUGUUGGGGCGAUCGAUGGAACUCAUGUUAAUCUCCACGGAGCACCUCUAGGAGAAGAGGAGUACAUCUAUGUCAAUAGAAAAGGAAGGCAUUCAAUAAAUGUUCAGUUGAUUUGCAAUACCCAAUACAAGAUCACGAAUGUUGUCGCCAGGUGGCCUGGUAGCACCCAUGACAGUAGGAUAUUGAGGAACAGUGCAAUUGGACAGCAAUUCGCUAAUGGUGAACUUCAGGGAAUCUUGUUGGGGGAUUCAGGUUAUCGUUUGGAAAGAUGGCUCAUGACACCUGUGAGAGAUCCACACACAGAAGCUGAAAGGAGAUACAACAGAGCUCAUUGCCGAACCCGGGUCGUCAUCGAGAUGGUCAACGGCCAGUUAAAGAAUAAACUAAGAUGCCUCAUUGCGUCUGGCCUCCAACUAUCCCCUGAAAGAGCAUGUGAUGUAAUAGUUGCAUGUUGCGUUCUGCACAAUGUAAGCAAGGAUCUCAGGGAGCCAAAUUACCAUGAAGGAGGGGAAGAAGAUGUUGAAUUACCACCCAUUGACCAAGCUUAUGAUCCUGUAGGAGAAGGAGCAGCUACUAGGAGAGACAUUAUCGAUACUUAUUUCACCUAGAGUUCACUUUUCUAUUCUGGAAUUGAGGUGUCACUAUUGCAUAUAUUCAUAUUAGAUCCUUUAUAAUCCAAUUUUCAAAGAUUUGGAAUAGCAAUUGAAAUAAACAUCCAAACCUACAAAAUUUUACAGAUCAAAGUUUGCAACAGUGAUGGAAAUUUAGAAUAGAAAUUCCAGCCAAUCUUGAGCCUCCCUCUAGAAGCAAAUGCAUUAAAAAGAGAAUGACAUUGUUGGCUGCAAUUAUUUUGACUUUACACUGACCAUUUUGCAGUGUA